Molecule: messenger RNA, 261 nt
Organism: Ambispora leptoticha
Lineage: Eukaryota; Fungi; Glomeromycota; Glomeromycetes; Archaeosporales; Ambisporaceae
Source: the annotation of a GenBank genome assembly
AUGCAAACGCAUCCACGAGAAGACGCCACCGUAACCGUACUCCACCACCAACUUAUGAAGUACCAUCAAUCCCAAAUGAAUCGCCGUGAACCCACUGCUGAUCAAAGAGAUAAUGCGACAUACUCAUCUUCAUCUGAGUUGGCAAAUAUUACCUCAGCCCUUAAUAUAUCUGCAUCACGAAAUGACAGUGAUUUUAGUAUGUCCGAUGUUGGAGGUAGUCAGCCACCCUCUUAUAUGGAAUCUAUAAAUGAGGAAAGUUAG